Messenger RNA from Manihot esculenta (cassava), 2991 nucleotides. Its product is annotated as subtilisin-like protease SBT2.5. The transcript is spliced from 8 exons. Gene Ontology annotation, molecular function: serine-type endopeptidase activity. Lineage: Eukaryota; Viridiplantae; Streptophyta; Magnoliopsida; Malpighiales; Euphorbiaceae. Gene Ontology annotation, biological process: proteolysis. Bases 399 to 2903 code for a protein of 834 amino acids. The record is from RefSeq and is a predicted model, not a curated record.
AGGUGGCUUUUUGAGAGCAUAUGCUACGGGUUUCCAAGGACCACAAAUGCUGUGUUUUUUUUUUUAAUUAUUAUUAUUUAUUAUCCUUUCACUGUUUCUUCCCUUGGAGAGGGGGCUGGGAGGGAGGAAGGAAAUGGGUUAAACCACGUGAAUCAAAGUUGGUAGAAAAUGAGAAAGGCAUGCUAUCAAAUUUGUGUAAUGGGAGGAAGAUUGAUAGAUGAAAUGAGCUGCAUUGUUUCAACCUUGCACCUACAGUAAUUUCUCAUCAAAUUUGCCAUGUCAUGAAGUCUUGAUCUCCAGCUUGUGGAAUCUGAGGGAAAGCAAAACAAUAAGAUUUUUUCCAGUUUCUUCACAUUCUACUUAAAGAGAAGGCUUCUCUCACUGAAGUCAUCGAAUCAAUGGCUUCCACCUUCACUUUAGUUCUCUUCACUUUUAUCAUCACACUUCUAGACCCCUUACCUGUUGAAGCCAAAGUUUUCAUGAUACUAAUGGAUGAUGAACCUGUUCUCUCUUUCCAAUCCAAGCAAACAAAAGCCAGGUUUCAUUUUUUUUUUUUUUUUUGGCAUAUGCCUCUGUUUUGUGAAGCCUGUCCUCAUGCAACUGGCUAUAUGUUAAUGUUAUGUAGGAUUGAAGAGGAGGGUAUGGCGCACAAAGAAAGAUUGAGUAAUAGACAUGACUUGAUUUUGGAAUCUCUACUCCAGAAAGGCACCUAUACCAAACUCUACAGCUAUACUUACUUGCUUAACGGGGUUGCCGUUCAUGCCGAGUCGGAAGAGAUAUUCAGCAUUCUGAAGAAUGCAAAAGGAGUCAGAACCAUACAUGAAGACGUCAAAAUGGAAAAGCUUACAACACAUACGCCUGAGUUUCUGGGGAUUCCUGCUGGUGUUUGGCCAGUUUUGGGAGGCGCAAAGAGCUCCGGUGAGGGGGUAGUAAUAGGUUUGAUUGACACUGGAAUAAAUCCUCACCAUCCUAGUUUCACAAAUAAUUCGUUCUUGGGAUCUUUACAUAAUACCAAAUUCAGAGGAAAAUGUGCCACUGGAAAGAAGUUCCCUUCAACAGCAUGCAACGGAAAAAUUGUUGCAGCUCAUUAUUUUGCUCGUGCAGCGAUUAAUGCUGGCGAUUUCAAUGCCACAAGGGAUUUUGCAUCCCCCUUUGAUGCUGAUGGUCAUGGAAGCCACACAGCUUCUACAGCAGCUGGAAACCACAAAAUACCAGUGAUUGCCAAUGGCUUCAACUAUGGAAAUGCAAGUGGCAUGGCUCCUGGAGCAAGGAUUGCUGUGUACAAAGCUUUGUAUACCUUCGGAGGUUAUAUGUCAGACGUUGUGGCUGCUGUUGAUCAGGCAGUCGAAGAUGGAGUUGAUAUACUAAGCCUCUCCAUAGGGCCUUCAAGCGUUCCUCCUGGUCCUUCUGCCUUCCUGAAUGUGCUAGAAAUGGAGCUUUUAUUUGCUACAAAAGCUGGCAUUUUUGUUGUUCAAGCUGCUGGCAAUGGAGGCCCUUCUUCCAGUUCAGUACUUUCUUUUAGCCCCUGGAUCACCAGUGUUGCUGCCUCUGUCACUGAUCGCAAGUAUAACAAUACAAUCAUCCUAGGCAAUGGACAAAGCUUCUCUGGCACUGGCCUUGCCCCCCCAACAGCAGGAGAAGCACCCUUCCCAAUAGCUGCAGCAAUUGAUGUCUCACGUAGGAACAUCACCAAUGUAGUAGAAGUUGAAAGCUGUCAACAUCCAGAACAUUUCAUCAGAUCGUUGGUCCGGGAAAAGCUAAUCAUUUGCACGUAUACCUUUGAAUAUGAGGAUGUAAACAUAGCAACUGUUGAAGACACCAUUAAAAAGAUAGGGGCUGCAGGGUUUAUAAUCACAAUGGAUCCUGAUAUUGGUUCUGAGCAGGUCAAGGGUACUACAAUGACCAUGCAAGUCCCUGCAAUAAUCCUCAACAAUGUACAAGCUUCCUCGGCUUUAUGGGAGUAUUAUAACUCAAAAACAAUCAGAAGCAGGAGUGGACAAGCAGUGGUUUUUGCUGCAAGAGCAAGAAUAUUGGAUGGAAGGCAAGCAUUCUUUACUGCACAAGCACCAAUAGUUGCAUCCUACUCCUCUAGAGGUCCUGAUGUGAACAAUGCACUUCUGCAAACUGCUGAUGUCCUCAAACCAAAUGUCAUGGCUCCAGGAUCCUCUAUUUGGGCUGCAUGGAGCCCAAAUAGUGAGGGAGAUCCUAACAUCAAAGGGAAAAACUUCGCACUUGUGUCUGGUACUAGCAUGGCAACUCCUCACGUAGCUGGCAUUGCAGCUUUGAUCAAGCAAAAACACCCGAAGUGGAGUCCUGCAGCUAUCACCUCGGCAAUGAUGACAACUGCUGACACAACUGAUCAUGUUGGCUCUCAUAUUUUAGCACAAUCAACUAACCAGCUAGCUCCUGCUACCCCAUUUGAUAUGGGGGCUGGAUCAAUUAAUCCAGCCCGGGCCAUUGACCCAGGCCUCAUAUUUGAUGCCCAGUUUGAGCACUAUGUUGAGUUUCUUUGUGCUGUGCCUGGGGUGGAUGAUGAUUCUGUAAGACGAGCAGUAGGAAUUGGGUGCCCAACACGGAGAAAAGCAUGGUGUUCAGAUUUGAACACAGCAAGUGUGACUGUUUCAAAUCUAGUUGGGUCAAGAAAAGUGGUUCGAUGCGUAACUAAUGUGAGUAGAAGGAAUGAACUAUACAGAGUGAGUGUAAGAGAACCUUUGGGUGUAAAUAUUACUGUCUCACCAAAAGUUUUCUGGAUAAGAGGUAAUGCCUCAAGGCAUCUUAGGAUUUUGUUGAAGGCAACCAGGGCCACAAGAACCCACAGAUUUGGAGAGAUCGUAUUGCAUGGAAGUAGAAAUCAUGUUGUUAGAGUUCCUGUAGCUGUUUAUGUUAGCACCACUUUGAAGUAAUGAGUGCCCUAUGUUUUCAAGCAUCUCAAAUAUCUGGGACACUUUCCUGAGCCAAAGUUUUCUCAUGCUAUAGAUCUUUUUUUUCUCU